Messenger RNA from Exophiala viscosa, 814 nucleotides. RefSeq lists its product as uncharacterized. The coding region runs from base 121 to 603 and encodes 160 amino acids. NCBI's taxonomy places the organism in Eukaryota, Fungi, Ascomycota, Eurotiomycetes, Chaetothyriales, Herpotrichiellaceae. The record is from RefSeq and is a predicted model, not a curated record. The transcript has a single exon.
GGCUAUCCAGCGACGACUUUCGCUCUCUACAACCGCCUUGAUCAUCCAAAAACCAUUUCGCAAUAUUGCAACUGUACUUUCGCAACCGUAUCUUUGCAGCAUCAUCUGUGCAACCGCAUCAUGCCCGGCCUCACAUUCAGUGACACGGCUGCCGUCGUCGGCAGUAUCUCCUCUUUGUUACUGGCUGGUGUCAACUUUUCGGCCUCCCAGCUGACGCUCCCGAUCUUAUACCGCAUCCCUGACGAGACGAGUACUUCCGUCUUCGAAGAGCUGUUCUAUCGUGGAGGCAUGGUCAUUGUCCCUUUGACGCUUUUCGCGACCCUCUGUACGGGAACCACGGCUUAUCUGGAACCGACUGCGAGAUCCGGAUAUACGGCAGCUGCGGUGGCCUCGUUCGCUUCAUUGCCGUUCACCGGUCUAUACAUGAGGCCGACCAUCCAGCGCCUGCUCAAGCUGGCGAACGAUGAGAAGGCCAGACAGAAGGCUGACGCCAAUGAGGCUGUGUCUCUCCUGAAGAGGUGGAGAUGGAUGAACUUCGUCAGAGCGGCACUUGCCCUGGUUGGAGGUGCCGUUGGACUUGCUGUGCUGUUGGGAGCCUGGUAAAGAACGAUGUCCACCCCCUCGACAAGAUCACAAGCCAUUCAGAAGUUCGUCUGAACGCUGUGGUUCAUGCAACGCCUGUCAGGAUCGAAUACGAGUUGACUUGUACUCGUACAAAUGACGGUCAAUUGGGAAGAGAUACGCAACGACUCGACAUAAACUUAAAUCUCAACAUCGUGAAUGAUCGAGCCCUGCAAGGACUGUCAUGAACUUG